AUGUCAACGACGUAUAUAGAUGAUGCGAAAGCAUUGACCUUGACUUACUAUGAAGUACUAGGAGUGGAGCCAACCGCUGAUACUGCGGAAAUCAAGACGGCGUAUAAGGAAAGACUCUUGAAUAGCCAUCCCGAUAAGCAAAAUGGAGUCAAUGGUGAAUUGAAAAAUCAUGAAAAUAUGGUGAUUACGAUAAAAGAAGCAUACAAGGCUUUGAUGGAUCCUUUGAGAAGACAAGAAUAUGAUGAAACAUUAAAAAAAUCAUUUCAGAAACAGGGGUUUAAUAUCAACGGAGAUGGAUUAGAUUCGUACAGUUUAGAAGAUUUUGAAAUUGUGGCCGGUCCCAAUGCAGAAGAAGAAAUAUGGGUUAAGGAUUGUCCUAGAUGUACAUUUCCAAAGUCCAUUACUUUGACAGAAGAAGAUUUGGAAGAAAAUGGUACUGAUGAUGGUCAGGGAGGGUUUGACAUUAUAGUACAAUGUGAAAGUUGUAGUUUAUGGAUAAAAGUCAAGUAUUAUGCAGCUGAUGAGGAAUGAUUAAUAGAAUUACAUUAUGGGUGAUAGAGAAUGCAAGCAUGUAUAUUUCAUUAGAGGAUCAU
Hyphopichia burtonii NRRL Y-1933 is the source of this 593-nucleotide messenger RNA. RefSeq lists its product as uncharacterized. Gene Ontology annotation, molecular function: metal ion binding. Gene Ontology annotation, biological process: protein histidyl modification to diphthamide. The record is from RefSeq and is a predicted model, not a curated record. The coding region runs from base 1 to 531 and encodes 176 amino acids. The transcript has a single exon. Lineage: Eukaryota; Fungi; Ascomycota; Pichiomycetes; Serinales; Debaryomycetaceae.